Molecule: messenger RNA, 3405 nt
Organism: Benincasa hispida (wax gourd)
Lineage: Eukaryota; Viridiplantae; Streptophyta; Magnoliopsida; Cucurbitales; Cucurbitaceae
Product: Pentatricopeptide repeat (PPR) superfamily protein
Source: RefSeq, a predicted model, not a curated record
ACUCCUCCAACAGCAAAGGAAAUGGAGCAUCGAGAUCAGAGGCAAGAGAGCCAUGGAGUUCAUGUUUGCAACAAAUGUGGUUGGCUCUUUCCAAAUCCUCAUCCGAGUGCUAAACACAGGCGUGCACACAAGAGGGUUUGUGGAACAAUUGAAGGUUCCAAGUUGGUUGAGUCUGAGGCUAAUACUCUCUUGACUGUCGUUUCAGAUGAUGAUGUUGAUCACAAAAUCUCCAGUCCAAAAGUCUUGGGAGGGAGUUGCAGAGACGAGGGUGUUGAUAGCAUGAAAACAAAAUCAAAGGAAUCUGAAGAUGAAGUGUUUUCAGAUGCUGUUGCAGAGUUUUCAGAGGGUGUAGGACCAAACAAAUCCAUGGUAGAUGCUUUGGAUUCAGUAAGUGCGGAAAAGAUGGUGGUGGAGGGUGAAACGAGUAGCUCCAAAAUUUUGAAAGACAAAGAAGUUCUUGUGGAUAAUUCAGUUAUUGCAGAAACUACUAUCAAUCAGUCAGGAUGUGAGCUGGAAAACAGAAUUAAGCAAGAACUUGUGAAUCUUGAGACUGAAUCUGGAACUCUGUUAUCAAGUUCUUCAGCUGAAAAUCGAAAAAAUGGAAGUUUAGCUGUUGCAGAAACUGAUAUCGACCAGUUGGGAGAUGAGCAGGAAACCAAAAUUAAUCAAGAACUUGUGGAUCUUGAGACAUCAAGCUCUUCAACUGAAAACCAGAAAGUGGAAAAUUCAGUUGGUGCAGAAACAGAGCAGGAAACCAAAAUUAAUCUAGAAUAUGGGAAUCUUGAGACCAACUUUAGAAAUGGGAACUCAGUGAUUCCAUCCAUUGAUCAUAUGAAUGCUGCUACUACUACUACAGGUGACUUGUACCUGAAUGAACCCGAAACUAUAAUGCCUGCUCUGCAACAAGAGCUGAACAUUGAUGGUGUUGAAAAUGUGUCUCAUUGUUUCUUGCCAUCUACUGAUAGAAGAUGUGAUGAUGAGGACUUUGACUUGUGUAAGAACACAGAAUUCACAGCACCAUCUGGAAAAAUUGAUAAUUAUAAAUCUAAGCCAUUACCGAAGAUGGAAAAAACCAUCGAGAUACCUACAGAGCCUUUUGCACAUAAUGAACCUCUUCAAUCAGUGGCUGACAAUGACGUGUCCAUCCAUUCUGAAAUGCCCCAAAGUGUUAUUCUUUCAGAAGUAGAACGUAAACCCCAAAGUGUGGUUGUUUCAGACGUUGAACCCAUUGACUUGACUCGAAUGAUAUCCGAUGCUCGAAAAGAACUAGAGUCUUGCAGUUCUAACAACUUACUAGAUACUGAUAUAAUAAAAGGAGAGAAUGACAAUGUGCAUCUGCCUUCUGUGUCAAGCGACUUAAAUAUCAUAGACCGCCCUGAGGCUCUGAUUGAAAAUUCAAAGGACCAUAAGGAAGUUAAAUUAACCAAUAGUGAUGUACAGGACCCUCGUGAAAGAGUCGGUGGUUUGGAAGACAAUUUUAAGGAACCCAUUCUCAAAGAGAAUUCUUUCACUUUGCGAGCAGAGCCAUUUUAUCAAACCUCUGAAGUAGCUUCUUUCGACACAAAAACUGUGGAAAGUAGGCAAAAACAAGAAAGUGGAGUCAAUAAUGUGUCAGUUGAUGUGAAAGCUGAUUGUUCUAGUAAUUGCGGCCAGGAAGCAGAAGAAAUUCCCAUUCAAGAAGUAAAUGCAGCUCAGACUAAAGGUGUACUCAGUGAAAAUGAAAAGCACGGCGGUAAGAGUCAAAUCUUAAGUGAUGCUGCAAAUUCCGGGAUGGAUAGUAUUCCCUCAGCCUCCCUUUCUUCAGGAGUUGAAUCAGUGGCAACCCCCAAUAGUUCUCUUAAUCUUUCUGAAAAUGUAACAGAAGUCUUGCUCAGUGAAGCUGGGAGAGGACAGGUUCUUCUACCUGAUGAUGUGAACAGGGACACAGUACAAAUUCAUCUUCCAGUUGAUACUCAUGAAAGAAAAGAUAAUAUUAAUGAAAAGGAUAAAUCUGACAAUUUGAAUACAGCUGUAGUUGAAGACAAAAAAGACCUUUCAGAGGAAAAGUUUUCAAUUGGGAUCGGUUCCACACCUGAACCUACCACUAACAGCAAGGAGAAUGAAUGCAUUGCGGUUUCAGAAGAGAGAGCAAAUGAAUCUCCGAGGAAAAUAUAUCUGACUGAAAGCACAGACUCAAGAAAAAUUGACAUUACUUUAACUUCACAUACUCAGGAAAGUGUAAAAAAAGAUGAUAGUAGUAGUUCUGUACAUAUGGUUAGUGAAGUAAAUUCUGAUGAUCAGUCAUGUCAUAUUGGAGAUUUUAACUCAGUUCGGAACUCUUCCAACAUUCAUGCCAACAACGACGCAAAUUUGGUUUAUGUCAGUAAUGAAACUGUCACUGGAAGAUCAGAUGCUUUUCAGGAUGGCAGUGUGAGCCAGCUUGCUGGAGAUGGAGUUAGAGUUGCUUCUGAAACUUGGAAAGAUGAUGGUGUGAAAACCGACGUAAAACCACAGCUUACGUCAUCCCUUCUUGAUGCUUCAGUCGAUGCGAUUAGUCAAACUGACAGUCUUGAAGGCAACUGGGGUUCUGUCUCAGUGCUCUCAACUCAGUCCGAUUUGCCAGCCAUUCUCGACAGUGAAGUAACACUACAAGCGCGAACCGGAGCAGAGGAAACCAAUUUGAAAAAGGUGGAUGCUGCAACUGAGCGACAACAUUCCAACAGAUCUGAUCUGUUUGAGCCACCAUCGUUUAUGACAUUGGUUGAACCAAAUGGUGGAGGAAUCCAAAAUUCAGCCACUACUGAAAUCCAGACUGCACGAAACCGAGAGCAGCCAAAUUCUGCAUCUCUACAAGCUGCCUGGUUUCCGUCUAAUGCUCAUGUUGCAAACAACUCACCAGGAAGAAAGAAGAACGAGGCAAUUAUCGCCAAGGUGACGAACUGGAGUGCAGGAAAGCCACACACUGCUCUCAAGAACCUUUUGGAUGAUGCUGCACUUGAAAACAAGCAGAAAUCGCCAACCCAAAUAAAUAAUCUGGCUUCUAUGAUUCAGAAAGAUGAAAAACCGAUGAAAAAUGACUCCAUUGGGAAACAAGUCGACUCCAUUACACGGCCGAAAUCGCCUACCUCACACUUGGGAAACAGGGAGAUUGCAAAUGAGUGGAACUCUCCUGCAAGAUACCCGUCAGACAUCAGAAGAGAAAGGAGAAAAGGGAGGCCAUAUUGGGCUCAAUUUGUAUGCUGUUCUUCAGUGCAUUAGUAGAGUAGAUUGUUGUUAUCUAGCUGUAUGAUCUACUUCUAUAGAAUACUCCAUACAUUACUUGGACUGCCCCUGCCCUUUUUUGUCUGCUAAAAUUUCAGGAUGCUUUGCUUUUUGUGGCAAAUGUUGGCCUUUUCCUCUUCUUUCUAGAAUCAUAUUUUAUCUUAA